GACCCACAGUGUUUGUUUCCAGUUCUCUUUUUUGUACCUUGCGUUCUGAGCUCCGAACAUCAUCGAACGAUUCCAUGUUGAUUGUCUUGUUGGUUUUGGAGAGCGUAUGACUACUUAACCUCCGUGCAAUCUCAGCUUGGACGAAGGCCAGCAGCUUUUACGAACCUUGACCUCCGAUAGCCUUGAGGCCAAACUGGACCUACGAUACCCCAAAUGGUGUUUCAAGGAAGGCAGAGCCCGAUCACCGCCCACUGUCAACGCUCAUCAUGGCUUCCAGGCUCAUGAGCUCCCUUUUGGCAGCCCUUUUCCUGACAGAGACAAUUCUUUCACUGCAAGUCUCUUCGAACUCACCUUGUACCUCACUAUGUCUCGACCCCAGCCAAAACACAACGAAUACGACUCCAUUGAGUACCCUUGGGAGUGACAUCACAUGUGUUGAUGCAAGUUAUGAGGGAACACCGAGCGGGCAGAGAUUUAUGGCCUGCUUGAACUGCCUACAAACCAGCACAGCAUCGGACGGCAAUGGCAAUGACCAAGGCUGGUUUCUUUAUAAUUUACGUUUUGCUCUGGAUUCGUGUUUGUUUGGGUUUCAACAGCCAUCUGAUUUUGUCUCUACUCCAUGCUCCACGAUUAAUUCAUGUCAACCCCUCCAGCGAGCUAUCGAGGAUGGCAACCUUCUCCCUUCCAACGAGACCGAGUUUUCUUACUGUUCAGCGGACAACAACGCCAUCUUAGGUGAUUAUCUCAAUAAAUGCAGAGAAUGUCUAAGUAAUACUUCGAAUGAGAAGUAUCUUCGCAACUUUCUCACUGCACUCCAAGCUGGGUGUAUCCAACGCCCUCAGGCCGGCACCGCCAUCGGGCUCCAAGGAAAUAUUUUUUCCACUACCCUUGUCAAUAUCACCACUCCUGAUUACAAUCCAACAUCAACAUCAACUCCCCACAAGGGUCUCCCCCAGGGUGCAAUCAUCGGCAUUGCUGUUGCACUUGUUGUCCUUCUUCUGUUGGCUAUCGCCAUUUUUAUCAUUUAUUAUCGACGACGCAGGAAUCUGAACGACUUGAGGUCCCCAUUGGAUUCUCGAUUUGGGGCCGCAAACAUUACUGCACCCACCAACGGUGCGUACGGGAACCCCUUUCCACAGACUCCAAUAUCCGUCAAUGGACACUUCGAUCAACCUCAGUACACGAUCAAGGAGCUUACCGCCUUGGAUAAUGCUCGAACUGUACUAGAAAAGCACCAAAUCAGUCCAAUUUCCACCAGCAGCGGUUGGAUAGAUGGCGCCCACGCUCGUUUGGCCGGGCAACUCACCAACCAAACGGGAACAAUCAUCCCCACGCAUCAAGCCUACAUCCCAGCUACUUGGACUCCGAUAUCUCCAUCAGGAAGUACAGCAACCAGUGAUACCUACCGGAUGAAAGACUAUCCAUCAGCCCGUUCAUCACCUAAAAACUUUCCGCCACCACUCAUCCUAGAAUCAAAACCACCGACGCACAAAAAAUCACCUUCUGCUCAAAGUCACCCGCAAGUGUCACAGAUGGAGACCAUCCACUCACCCCGUGCCUUCGAAUCAGGCUCAUCCCCUGACACCGAUUUCCAGCCUCAAUUCCACACGCAGAUGCGCUCCGAGAUCAGGAAUCGCUCUGUGAGCCGGCGCCACGGCGAAAGCAGGACCCGCAAUGACAGCCGACCUCGCAACGAAAGCAGAAACCGUGCAGAAAGCCGGGCAGAAAGUAGAACCCGCGCAGAGAGCAGAGCAAGUAGUCGUGCGGAAAGCAGAACCAGGAGUCGUGAUAAUAGCUUGUCAAGGGGAGAAGAUGAGUCACCACGAGUGUCGCCGCGAGAAGUCCUUGCUCAGAGAAUGGCGGAUGAGGCAAAUCCGCCUCGAUCAGCUUCGCGAGCUGAAAGUUAUAGGAGGACUACAGUACGUCCUGGGAUCAGCAAUACGAACGCCAGCAAGGAUGAACCCCUUAGCAAAAAUGGUCGGUUUGAUUUCGAGUGGGCUGAAAGAGAGAGGAUUGAGAGGGAGCGAAAGAUGGGUCUGACUAGCAUAACGAAAGAUUCGUUUAAGAAGAAAAAGGCGAAGAAAAGGCCUGAGGAGGCUGCGUCGAUGAGUGCAGAGGAGCCCGAGGAGCAGUGGCCCGGCAGCUACUGAUCAUUGAUGGUAUGUAUCCUUUUUGGAUACACGGUACGGUUUUUCAACAGUCUAGCGCCCAGGUGCGCGAUUCAGUUCGACAACAGUCAGGAUAUUCAAUUUUUCUGGUGUUUGGAAGGGAAGGGAAGAAACACACGAAAUCAAAUGGACGCUGGGCAUGGAGUAUAUAGGCGUCAGGUGUACAGGCGUUGGCUGGCAGCUCUUCUAGGCAUUUGGUAGCAGCACGAACGUACUUUUUCUUUUACACGUUCCUUUGUAAAUAUUUAACCCGCUUUACAACCAAGAAACUCCAAAAACUCAAUCAUCCC
Hyaloscypha bicolor E is the source of this 2458-nucleotide messenger RNA. RefSeq lists its product as uncharacterized. The transcript has 3 exons. Lineage: Eukaryota; Fungi; Ascomycota; Leotiomycetes; Helotiales; Hyaloscyphaceae. Bases 267 to 2150 code for a protein of 627 amino acids. The record is from RefSeq and is a predicted model, not a curated record.